Prunus dulcis (almond) is the source of this 3568-nucleotide messenger RNA. Its product is annotated as probable pre-mRNA-splicing factor ATP-dependent RNA helicase DEAH5. The record is from RefSeq and is a predicted model, not a curated record. Gene Ontology annotation, molecular function: ATP binding; ATP hydrolysis activity; RNA helicase activity. NCBI's taxonomy places the organism in Eukaryota, Viridiplantae, Streptophyta, Magnoliopsida, Rosales, Rosaceae. Gene Ontology annotation, cellular component: intracellular anatomical structure; catalytic step 2 spliceosome. Gene Ontology annotation, biological process: spliceosomal complex disassembly; mRNA splicing, via spliceosome.
CCCCCUCCCCUCUGGUUUUUUUCUCCCCCUCCUCCUCUGCCCGAUGCUUUUCCUGAGGCAAACCAUCCCCACCCCCCACUCACCUCCUCCCACCUCCUUCUCCCUCUCUCGUCGCCCUAUUCGCUUAGGCUUUAGGAUUUUGAUCUUCUUUUUUGUUUUUCUUCCUUUUGUUCUCUACAAAGUGUGUCUCCCUCUCUCUCUUCUCUCUUCCCCCUUCUCUCUCUCUUCACAGACAUCAGCACCACCCACCCUUCACCCGCCCCCUCCUCCUUCUGUCUCCCUCUUUCUUCGACAUCCACAACCUCACUUCCCAGAACACCCAAACAGUCACCCAAAAAAAAAAUUAUUCAAGAUCAAAUCCCUAAAUAGCCAUCCAAAAAAUUUCAAGAUCCUUAUUAUUAACCUCACCUUACUCCCUAGGAAACCCAAAUAGCCAAACAGCCACCAAAGAUAAAAAAAAAUUCAAGAUCCAAAUCCUAAACAGCCACCCAAAAAAUCUCGAGAUAUUUAUUAUUAAAUUUAGUUUUCCUCUUCGUAACCUUGGCAGGGGAAGAGAGAGACGCAAAAAGAGAGUGGGAGGGAGAAAAAGGAGGGGGUGGGCACAUGGGGGGAGAAGAGACAGAGGGUGGAGGAUGGUGAUGUUGGUGGAUGUUGAAGAGGAGGGAGAAAGAGAUCGAAGAGAGGGUGGUGAUUUUGGUGGCUGUCAAACAGAGGGUCAGAAGUUGAGCCUUUCGAUGAGGGAUGUUGAUCAACAUACAGGGAAGGAUUUGCUCCCCUUGAAGAAGAGCUCAGAGAAUGAUGCUCUUAGAUGAAGCCAUUUUUUUCAAAGGAUGGACCUGUGACUAGGACUGGUCUUUCUGGGAUUAGGAUUGUGGAAAAGGAUGAUUUUGGCCCAUCACAGCGGCCAUUGAAGAGAACGAGCUCGCCAGAGAAGUGGGAAGCCAAACAGUUGAUUGCCUCAGGUGUUUUGGGUGUUACAGAGUAUCCUAUGUAUGAUGAGGAAACCGAUGGGAUGCUUUAUCAAGAAGAGGGAGCUGAGGAAGAGCUUGACAUUGAGCUCAAUGAGGACGAGCCAGCCUUUUUAAACGGACAGAGCAGGUAUUCUGUUGAUAUGUCACCUGUGAAAAUCUUCAAGAACCCAGAAGGGUCACUAGGUCGUGCAGCUGCACUUCAGUCCGCACUCAUUAAGGAGCGUAGAGAAGUGCGUGAGCAGCAGCAAAGAACCAUGUCGGAUUCUAUCCCAAAGGAUCUCAAUCGUCCCUGGGAAGAUCCAAUGCCAGAGACUGGUGAGAGGCAUCUUGCACAAGAACUUAGAGGUGUUGGUUUAUCGGCAUAUGAUAUGCCUGAGUGGAAGAAGGAUGCUUUUGGGAAAACCAUCAGUUUUGGGCAGAGGUCAAAACUCUCAAUCCAGGAACAGAGGCAGAGCUUGCCUAUCUACAAGCUGAAGAAAGAAUUGAUUGCAGCGGUGCAUGAGAACCAAGUGCUUGUCGUCAUUGGUGAGACUGGUUCGGGUAAGACAACACAGGUAACACAGUAUCUUGCAGCAGUGGGUUACACGACAAUGGGUAAGAUUGAUUGUACACAGCCACGUAGGGUGGCUGCCAUGUCUGUGGCCAAGAGGGUUGCUGAAGAGUUUGGUUGUCGUUUAGGAGAGGAAGUCGGCUAUGCAAUUCGUUUUGAGGAUUGCACUGGUCCCGAUACUGUCAUCAAGUACAUGACUGAUGGUAUGCUUCUUCGGGAGAUUUUGAUUGACGAGAACCUUUCUCAGUAUUCUGUGGUCAUGCUUGAUGAAGCUCAUGAGAGGACAAUCCACACAGAUGUUCUUUUUGGACUACUGAAGAAGCUUGUGAAGCGGAGACUAGACCUUCGUUUGAUUGUCACAUCUGCUACUUUGGAUGCGGAGAAGUUUUCUGGUUAUUUCUUCAACUGUAACAUCUUCACUAUCCCUGGGAGAACUUUUCCUGUAGAGAUACUUUACACUAAACAGCCGGAAAGUGACUACCUUGAUGCAUCUCUAGUAACUGUUCUACAAAUACACUUGACAGAACCUGAAGGUGACAUCCUUCUUUUCUUGACUGGACAAGAAGAGAUCGAUUUUGCAUGCCGGUCUCUUUAUGAGAGUAUGAAAGGUCUUGGUAAAAAUGUCCUUGAGUUGAUUAUCCUACCAGUGUAUAGUGAGUUGAUUAUCCUACCAGUGUAUAGUGCCCUUCCUAGUGAAAUGCAGUCAAGGAUAUUUGAUCCUGCCCCACCAGGUAAGAGGAAAGUAGUUGUGGCUACUAAUAUUGCUGAGGCAUCACUGACCAUUGAUGGGAUAUUUUAUGUCAUUGAUCCUGGUUUUGCAAAGCAAAAUGUUUAUAACCCAAAGCAGGGGCUAGAUUCACUGGUCAUAACUCCAAUUUCCCAAGCAUCAGCUAAGCAACGAGCUGGGCGUGCUGGGCGUACAGGCCCUGGGAAAUGUUACCGCCUCUACACUGAGAGUGCAUACCGCAAUGAGAUGUCCCCUACUUCAAUUCCAGAAAUCCAGAGGAUAAAUCUUGGGACUACUACACUUACGAUGAAAGCUAUGGGGAUAAAUGAUCUCUUGUCUUUUGAUUUUAUGGAUCCUCCUUCACCCCAAGCACUCAUUUCUGCCAUGGAACAAUUGUACAGUUUAGGAGCGCUGGAUGAGGAGGGGCUGCUCACCAAAUUGGGUAGGAAAAUGGCUGAGUUUCCUCUGGAUCCACCCUUGUCUGAGAUGCUACUGGCCAGUGUCGACCUUGGAUGCAGUGAUGAGAUCUUGACCAUCAUUGCAAUGAUUCAGACUGGUAAUAUUUUUUACAGACCUAGGGAAAAACAAGCCCAGGCAGAUCAGAAGAGAGCCAAGUUUUUCCAGCCAGAAGGAGAUCAUCUGACUUUACUUGCAGUCUAUGAGGCAUGGAAAGCUAAGAAUUUUUCAGGGCCAUGGUGUUUUGAGAACUUUGUUCAGUUUCGAUCCUUGAGGAGGGCACAGGAUGUCAGAAAACAGCUUCUCAGCAUCAUGGACAAGUAUAAACUAGAUAUUGUCAGUGCUGGAAAGAAUUUUACAAAGAUCAGGAAGGCAAUUACAGCAGGGUUUUUCUUCCACGGUGCUAGAAAGGACCCGCAGGAGAGUUAUAGAACCCUAGUGGAGAACCAACCAGUUUAUAUACAACCAAAGCUCUUCCAGAGACAACCAGAUUGGGUGAUCUACCAUGAGCUUGUUAUGACCACAAAGGAGUUCAUGCGCGAGGUGACGGUCGUUGACACCAGAUGGCUCGUGGAACUGGCACCCAGGUUCUUCAAAGUGGCAGAUCCCACCAAGAUCAGCAAGCGCAAGCGUCAAGAACGUAUUGAACCGCUAUAUGAUAGAUACCAUGAACCUAACUCUUGGCGUCUUAGCAAGAGACGUGCUUGAUAUGUGUAUAAUAUGCUGCUUUUGGUUUUUCUGUAUGGAUUCAAUGUGAAUAUCUUGUAAUUGCUUGAGCUAAUUUUUGACAUUGAGUGCACAAAAUUUAGAAUCUCGUGUAAUUUUUGACAUUCAAUGUGAAUACCUUUUAACAUCCUCGUGAAA